This is a messenger RNA of Brassicogethes aeneus, 2642 nucleotides long. The record is from the annotation of a GenBank genome assembly. NCBI's taxonomy places the organism in Eukaryota, Metazoa, Arthropoda, Insecta, Coleoptera, Nitidulidae.
UCCAAAGCUAAUAAAUAGCUCCCAUAAAUUAAGUUAUAUGUAUUAUCUUAAUAUCGAUUUUGUGUACUGUUUACUUAAGUAAUAAACUGCUGUAUUAACAUAAUAAAACGCAGAUCCGUAGGCGAAUGUUAUGAUAGUUUUAAUCAACUACAAUACAAGCUCAUUUCGAAGUAUUUGCAACCUAAGAGAAAGCAGCUGUUUUAUCCUGCCAAUCGAUAUUCGGGACCGCGUUUGUGCAGGACUACGGUCCUGCUCCUCACUUCUCAUUGGUUUCUGAGUCCCGUCCAAAGAAGAUCGAGUCAGUGCUGAUGACACGCAACGCUCCGUGUUAGACCAUUACCGAAAUGGAAAACAUUUACCAGCGCUUCAAAAAGAGUAUGGUUUACCCGGAACGAAUAUCUUUGAAGCAGGUGGGUGGAAAGCCUCUGGCCGCUUCGAAAAGUUCUUGGUGCACUGAACCACUGGAUAGCAAUAAUAUCACAAGAUGUGAUGACACGAAUAAUAUUCAGCAAAGCGUCAGAUCUCAUUGUACGGAAAAUAGGUCCGCUAGUGACAAUAGUGAUAGGAUAAACUCUGGAUCGUCAGGAUCUUCAAAUAACACAAAUGAGCAAUUCAUACAGGACCGAAUAAGACACCUUGUAUACGCGUUUUCGUCCCGUGCUCAAGCUGCGAGAGAAAAAAUAGAUGCUCCGGCAACUCCGUCGUCAAUAAGCAGCAGAGAAACUGUUGACCAAACCCCUCUAAAACCAAAGCUGAGCAUAUCUUUCUCCGACAAAUAUGUCGAAGAGGAAGACACCAUAUUCAAAACAAACCGGGGACUUGUAAGUAGGAUAAAGGGCAAAAUCAUAGACCCGAACUCCAAAACCUACAUCACGUGGAUGUCGUUGGCCGCCAUGGCCGUUUUGUACAACGCAUGGGUCAUUCCGCUGAGAAGUACGUUCCCCACUCAGACCAAAGAUAAUAGAGCGGUUUGGAUGGCAUUCGAUUACAUAGGCGACUUUGUUUACGUAGUGGAUAUGAUUUUAAUACAGCCGAGGGUUAAAUAUUUACACGAAGGGUUCUGGGUGACUGAUGUGAAGUUGCUUAGCAGGAACUAUGUUAAGAAUAAACAUUUCAAGUUGGAUUUGAUAUCGCUGCUCCCCCUGGACCUACUGUACUUUUUACUGGGUCCAGACUUCGUGAUACUCCGCGUACCAAGAUUCUUCAAAAUGCACACGUUUUGGGAGUUUUUCAGUUUUGUGGACAAACUCUUAGCGAAUCCAUAUCUGAUCAGAAUUACUAGAACACUAAUGUACAUGAUGUACUUGAUACACUUGAACGCUUGCGCCUACUACGCCUUUUCCGCUUGGGAAGGCAUAGGGAAGAAUAAUUUCGUCUUCAGCGGAAAUGGUAGCGCCUACAUAAAGUGUUUUUAUUUUGCCACGAAAACCGCUACAAGCAUCGGGAAGAAUCCGAAACCGACUCAAGAAACCGAGUACAUGUUCAUGACGUUUUCUUGGCUGAUGGGGGUUUUCGUUUUCGCCCUGUUAAUCGGCCAAAUAAGGGAUAUUUUUUCUACAGCUCAGAGAAGCAAAACGGAGUACAGGAAACUUGUUGAUGAAACUUUGGAGUACAUGAGGAGACUAAAUCUGCCGCAAGAUAUGCAGAGGAGGGUCCAACUGUGGUUCAACUAUACUUGGGAAACGCAACAUACACUCGAUGAAAACACCAUAAUGGAUUGUUUACCCCAUAAAAUGAAGACAGACAUUGCCAUAAAUGUACAUAUACAAACUUUAAGUAAAGUAAAACUAUUUGCAGAUUGCGAUGAAGCCCUGUUGAGGGAAUUAGUUUUGCAGCUCAAGUCAGUUAUAUAUUUACCAGGAGACAUAGUAUGUAAAAAGGGGGACGUUGGGAAAGAAAUGUACAUAAUACAGUCCGGUAAAGUCCAGGUUAUAGGUACUAGAAACGAUGAAGUCCUGGCUACACUGUCUGAAGGAUCCGUUUUUGGAGAAAUAAGUCUAUUGGGUAUACAAGGAAUGAAUAGAAGAACUGCGGACGUCAGGUCUCAAGGCUACUCGAACCUCUUCGUGCUGAGCAAGGCGGACCUGAACGCAGCCCUAUCGCACUACCCGGAAGCUCAAGAUUUGCUCAACAAAAAAGCCAAACAGCUCAUGAAAAAGAACGCCGCGCUCGAGCGAAAGCACAACGCAAUGAUAAUAAUCAACAACCCCACGUCGCCCGAGAAGCAUUCCCGUCUGCUGGACACGGUUCUGCGCAUCUUGCCGCCCGAAUCCAAGUCCAACAGGUUGCUGCGGUACGGGAGCAAGAUGAAGCCCAGAGGAAAUCCGGAAUACGACGUUUUCAAGUACAGGAACAGUUUGCCGACGAUAAGGAGGACUUUCACAAACGAGGAGAACCGAAGUUCGUUCGAGACCAAGGCUACGGUGCAUAGGACUUUGAGUUAAGUAUCUGUGAAUGGAUACUGCUUAAAAAAUUUGAAGAUAUUUUUGAUAAAUAUGGUGGUUCCAGUAAAAAGGUAAACAAUUAUUUGUUUUUGUUUUUUUUAUUUUUAUUUUCCGGGAUUUUUUUAUGAUAAUAAAUAUUAUUUUCAGGGUAUACCAACAAAAAUACGACUUUUUCACAAAUGUCAUUGUAAAGAGCGC